Suillus bovinus is the source of this 1083-nucleotide messenger RNA. RefSeq lists its product as uncharacterized. The coding region runs from base 1 to 879 and encodes 292 amino acids. The transcript has 7 exons. The record is from RefSeq and is a predicted model, not a curated record. Lineage: Eukaryota; Fungi; Basidiomycota; Agaricomycetes; Boletales; Suillaceae.
AUGCCUGCAAUGGUUGCUGCUAGAGGUCCAUCAACGAGCCCACCAGCGCCUGCGCCUCCUCCGCACAAACGAUCAACAAAUUAUGGGUACUACAUCCCGAUGGAUGGUGGUGGAGAAGUCCAAGAUACCUAUCCGGCAGGCCUUGGAGAACCCAUAAACGUCAUCAUUUCUGCGUACUCUGAUUCUCAGGUGCUGCAGAACACUUUGGACAACGGUGGUCUUAUCAAUUAUUUUCAAUCAUUCGGGUUUUCGACCGAGUGUUUGGGACAGACUGACAGUAGCGAGCAAAUGGCUAACCUCGGCGACGGGAAUGGUUACUUAAACGAGACUGCUGUCAUUCGGUGGGACUAUGGUGAUGCCAACCUUGGGACUUGUCAGGAGACAGUUGAAGGAGGGAACCACUUUCGCUAUUGGAUACAAAAUGGGCAAAGCGCCGACUCAGGCGCAAUAUUUAUGGCAACUUCAUAUGAAAUGCCAAUCGCUGACUCGCAUAAUAUCAUAGUUAAUGGCUAUAACCUAGGUCGCGACUGGCUCGUGGGGAAUGCCACUUCUCAAUCGACAAUUCUUCCAACAGCAAACAUGACCGAUACGUCAACGUACUCUGGGCAAACUUCCUUUAAUAAUUAUACCUAUGCAACCACUGCAACGUACGUCUCUGGGCUGCUACAGAACACUAGCGAUGGUAUCAACCACUACCAGAGUGUCGCUGUCAAUGGACUAAAUGCGAUCGAUGGAUUAGUGGCGAUAUUAACCGUUAAGAUGGUCAACCAGCCCGGUAGUAGUAGUAGUUCAAGCGGUGCGGAAGGGAUAUAUCGUCCCAAAGGACUUUUGUGGACACUGCUUGCAAUGGGAUGCGCGAUACUCGUGUCGUCGCUCUAGAUUGAUUAUAGAUAUCCUCGAACAGUGAUUACACUGCACGAUAUUACCUCGGACUAGUUCAUGGACCACGAUCUUUAUUCCUAAACCCUGCCUGGAGCUAUAUUUCUGCAUAGGAUAUUUUCAUCUCUGAUCUCACCAGCUGGUCGAUACUCAUAUGUACAUAUCUGGUAUGCUUCCUGCACUUAUAAGUUCAGUGCUCAGACC